Messenger RNA from Penicillium oxalicum, 285 nucleotides. RefSeq lists its product as uncharacterized. Lineage: Eukaryota; Fungi; Ascomycota; Eurotiomycetes; Eurotiales; Aspergillaceae. The coding region runs from base 1 to 285 and encodes 94 amino acids. The transcript is spliced from 2 exons. The record is from RefSeq and is a predicted model, not a curated record.
AUGUCUCAAAACAACGGCGGACUCCUCGGUGGCCUCGGCGACACCGUCGGUAAGACCGUGGGCGGCGUGACCGACACCGUCGGCGGCGCUGUCGGCGGAGUCGGCCAGACAGUCGGCGGCGUGACCUCCGGCCUAGGCAACACCGUCUCCGGUGCUACAGAAGGCCUGGGCAACACUACCAAGAGUCUGGGCGGACAAUCUGGUGGCAGCGGCAGCAACUCGGGUGAAUUCAAGAGCGUCGGUGGUCAGAAGCAGACUGCGCAGAACCCGCUUGGUCUGAGCUAG